Messenger RNA from Cladocopium goreaui, 378 nucleotides. NCBI's taxonomy places the organism in Eukaryota, Dinophyceae, Suessiales, Symbiodiniaceae. The record is from the annotation of a GenBank genome assembly.
AUGGAUCCUGUGGCAGCUGAGGUUUUGGUGAGUCGCUUAGUUCUGCGCGAGUUGGAUCGCGUCAUUUUAGGUCCUGCGCGAAGCGCUGAGGAAAGUGGUGGUGUCGAUGAACUCCACACUGUCAGUAUCCCCUUCUUUGUGCUCUCCUUCUGCUUCAUCCACACUGGUGAGGCAGUGAUCGAGGAUGAGCAGGAAUCUGAGGUGCCCAGCCAGGUGAGGGAGGACCACCAGCAGGAGAUCUUCCCCGCCUUUCCCCGAGAGCCGGGUCCCCCGCUGCCGGCGCUGCCCGCGCUGCCCGCGCUGCCCGCGCCCGCGCAAACGGCUGAAACUCCAUCUGAAGUGGUUCCCAUCCAGGAUCCCAUGUCGUACAGCGUAUAG